Molecule: messenger RNA, 3731 nt
Organism: Poecilia reticulata (guppy)
Lineage: Eukaryota; Metazoa; Chordata; Actinopteri; Cyprinodontiformes; Poeciliidae
Gene: rasa2
Product: RAS p21 protein activator 2
Biological process (GO): regulation of GTPase activity; intracellular signal transduction
Source: RefSeq, a predicted model, not a curated record
UUGUUUUUUUUUUUUACAAAAAGUCUCUCAAAUCUAAUUUCUAAUGUUUUGAAAACGUGUUACGCCUUUUUCUUGUGUAAUUUAAUCCAUUUUAGUCACCUUGUGGUAUCUUUCCGCCUCCCUCCCUCAUCCUUUCAGUAAUCUGUCUAUGGGCGGUUGUCAACUCAUUCAUAACUAGUGACACCAGUGACACGGCACGCUCUCAAGAGGUUCACUUGAGCAGUGCUAUGGUGUCCGCGAUUAGUUACUUAGCUCCACAAGUCCAAGUUUGCGUUCUCCGAAAGCGUUAUUGCACAACGAGCCAGAGCGCUCAGAUACCUUCACUCCCUCUCUAAAGGACUCAGCUGCACAUUGCAGUAGAAAGUCACACCGACUUCCGGGGAAGUGUUAUAUUUUGCCAAAUGUUUUUUUAGACCCCAGUGUUUUUUUUUUUCUUUUCUUUUCUUUUUUCUAAGGGGAUUGACGUGACGCCGCGGUGGGACUGGCUUUCCUCCACUCAGCUUGCAUUCAUAAACGGAUAUGAUAGAACAGCACUGAAUGCACCGGAGCAGCGGCAACAACACUCGGCGCUGACCAUGGCGGAAGAGGACGACGCUAGGAUUCGGAUUUUACAGAGUCUGCGGGGUAAAAUAUGUGAAGCCAAGAACCUAGGUCCAGUUUCUGGUCCAAAUCGAUUAAAGGAUCUCUGUACAUUUUGCACCAUAAGCCUGGACCAGGAGGAAGUGUUUCGCACCAAGGUGUUUGACAAAAGCAUCACCCCUUUUUACGGAGAAGAUUUCUUCUUUGAGAUCCCGCGGCCAUUUCAGUUUUUAUCCUUUUAUGUUUAUGCCAAGGGCGUUUUCCAAAGGGACCUACCUGUUGGCAAAGUGUCAAUCCGGAAGGAUGAUCUAUGUAAAUAUAGCGGAAAGGACGAUUGGUUUAACCUACAGCCUGUAGAUCCAAACACAGAAGUUCAGGGUAAAGUUCACCUGGAGAUGCGACUGAAUGAAGUGAUCACAGAUCACGGCUCCACUGGUCAACACUUACUUGUCAAAAUAAUUGAGUGCAAAGAACUGCCUUUGAUCAGUGGCCAGAACUGUGACCCGUACGCCACCGUGUCUCUUGUUGGACCUGCCAGAUCAGACCAAAAGAAAACAAAAGUAAAGAAGAAAACCAGCAACCCAUAUUUUGAGGAAACUUUUUUCUUUGAGGUCACACGGUCCAGCAGCUACUCUAGAAAAUCACAGUUCCCUGUGGAGGAGGAGGACAUUGAAAAGCUCGAGAUCAGAGUGGAUCUGUGGAACAAUGAAAAUCUGGCUCAGGAUGUGUUUCUUGGAGAAACGAGAGUUCCUGUCAAGAUCCUUCAGAGCGACCGCGCCCAUAAAGCCUGGUAUCUCCUCCAGCCUAAAGGGACAGGCAGCAAGUCCAAGUCUGAUGAUUUGGGACAACUGCGUUUGAAGCUCACUUACAUUGAAGACACGGUGCUGCCCUCUACCUGCUACACACCUCUCUGCAACUUGCUGCUCAAAUCCCCCGAUGUGAAGCCCAUCUCGGCAUCAGCAGCACACAUCUUGGGGGACAUCUUCAGAGAGCGAUACGAGGCCGUUCUGCCCAUGGUCCGGCUGCUGCUCUACCACAGCCGUUUUGUGCCUUUCGUCUCUGCCGUGGCGGCUCUGGAGCUGGACAACACUCAAGAGGCUAACACUAUAUUCCGAGGAAACUCACUGGCAACUCGCUGCAUUGACGACAUGAUGAAGAUCGUGGGAAAGAGUUACCUGGCUGUUACAUUGAAGCCGGUUAUCGAUGAGAUUUGUGACUCCAACAAAACAUGUGAGAUAGACCCCAUUAAGCUAAAGGAAGGUGACAACGUGGAGGUCAACAAGGAAAACCUUCAGGUUUAUGUCCAGAAAGUUUUCUCCUCCAUCACUCAGUCCAGCUCCAACUGUCCCCCACUGAUGUGCGAUGUCUUCAGGUCGCUCAGACAUCUCGCCUGCAAACGCUUCCUGGGCGACCCACAUGUUCAGUACUCUGCUGUGAGCAGCUUCGUGUUCCUGCGCUUUUUCGCCGUGGCUGUUCUCUCCCCACACUCGUUCCAGCUCCGAUCUCAUCACCCCGAUCCUGAGAUCGCCCGCACACUCACUCUCAUCUCAAAAACUAUUCAGACUCUUGGCAGCUGGGGUAGUUUGUCUAAAAAGCUGUCCAGUUUUAAAGAAAGCUACAUGUACGACUUCUACAAGUCAUUCCAAGAAGAAAAGUGCAUUGAAAAAGUUAAAAAGUUUCUCGACGAAAUCUCAUCCAACGUGAGUAAAGAGUCCUGCAGACAGGAGGACGCUGUGGUUCUGAAGGAGGGGGAAGUGCAGAAACGUACCCAAGGAAAGAAGAACUUCUCUAAGAGAAACUUUAAGAAACGAUGGCUGAGAGUGACCAACAGGGAGCUCUCCUACCACAAACGUAAAGGGAAAGAGGCCCUCUGCACCAUCAGCGUCAAAAACAUCCAGGCGGUGGAGAAACUCGAUGAAAGUGCCUUUAACCGCAAAAAUAUGUUUCAGGUGGUCCUCUCAGAGAAGCCGCUCUACGUUCAGGCGGGAAACUGCGUGGAGGCCAGCGAGUGGCUGGAGAUCCUGGGUCAGGUCAGCCGCUGCAACGAGGGACGCUUGACCACUUACCACUCAUCGAAUUACACCGCCGGAGCGUGGCAGUGCUGCAAAAACCAGAGCGGCAGCGCUCCUGGCUGUAAGCCCUGCACAAUCACCAUGCUGGCCAACCUGCAGCUGGACAUCGACUGUGACCGGGAAGCGGAGAGAAUCUUCUCCCUCCUCUCAUCUAAUGAAUCCAAGCUACAAAACAUGGAAGAUGCGUGUGCCAGCAUGGCGGUGUACCAGGGCCCUCAGAGGGAGCAGGAGGAGUACUCCAAGUUCACCAUUCAGGAACCCAAAGAGACUUUUCAGACCCUCAAACAGCUUCGAAACGUCAUGGAGGAGCUGCAGAGGCAGCACAACAGCAGGAAUAACAUCACCGCGCAGUACGGAAGCCUUGACAACCCCAUAGUAGGGAAAACCUCUUAGCCUGGGCUGAACGGCCCCGCCACCAGGGGUCAGUGUGCCACAGAGGACCACAAAAAGCCCACAAAGAUGUCCGAGCAAAUGACGAGGAGAAUGAUAUACACCCUGACCUCCACACGUUUAGUCCACUAUGAAUGAACCUUUUGUGUUUUGGGUUUUUGUUUUUUUUUUUUGGCUGCACUGCAGACUGAUUCUUCAUGUAUCCACAGAGGCAUCACUAGAUGGUGUGUGAAUAGGCUGCUAUAUAUAAAUAUAUAUAUAUGUGUAUUUUUAAAAUUUACUCUGUUUUAUAUCAACAGCUGUGAUGAUGAUGAUGAUCACUCCCUCCUUGUUUUUAAAUGUUUUUAGAACCUCAGUUCAAUAACAAUCAUCACUCUGGAGGAUCGUCCUCUUGUUUGUGCCCCUCAAAUUGUUUAGUGUCCUUCUUCUUCUGAACAAAUGUGUGUUUUAUAAAAAAAACAAAAAAAACAAACCAAUCUGCCUUACUGAUGGAGAUUCUUUUCACAUUUAAUACUGAGGAAACAAUGCAAACGCACUUUAAAUAUUUGGAGCUGUCCGAAUGGAAAUGAUUAGAUACUUGGUAUCAGCUUUAUGAUCAUUACAUGAUCCUGAGUACAUAUUUUUCUUUGUUUCACUUCUGUACAAUAACGUUGAAUGGCUGUCAUAUAUAUAUAUAUAUAUAUAUAUAUA